UGAAAAGUUUUUUAAGUAGAACAUGGCUGACAUUGCGGUUCGUCGAACGUGGAGUUUUUUCUUGAAUAUUUCAUUAUUAUUAGAGACGUAUCUACGUAAAUGAACUUGUAAAUAACUAGUGUAGUUUUUAAUGAAAGGACAUAUUAGGUGAACUUCAAUGUGCUCAUUAUUGUGUUAAAAUGACUGUGGGAAUGUUGGGACGCCGCGACCUCCAUAUCUAAAAAGAAGACUAGAACCCCUAACCUCAAUAUAACGUAGCUACAAUGGAACUACCGCAGCCACCUCAAGAUCAAGACCUGCGCAACAUAAUAGACAAACUGGCGCAGUUUGUCGCAAGAAAUGGACCCGAAUUCGAGAAAAUGACAAAAAACAAACAGAAAAACAACCCCAAGUUCAGUUUCCUGUACGGCGGCGAAUACUUCAACUACUACCAAUACAAAGUGACGACCGAGCAAGCAAUUCUAAAGCAAUCUGCCGGGGGCCAGGCGGCCGCUCCCGCCGGGGCCUUUAUGGCUCAGAACAGGCAAUAUGUACUGCCCCAACAGGGCGGUGCCACGGCCGCGCAGCUGGGUCUCGCGGCGUCCAUGGCGGCGGCGCCGGCGCUGCAGCAGUGGCUGGCGGCCAACGCCGCGACCGCGCCCGCGCUCCCCGCGCCGCGCCCCGACAUCGACCCCCUGGUGCAGCAGAUCAACAUGCUCAAAGAGCAGAUCACUCAGUCUGAGAGCAAUCUCAAUGCCCAGCAUAAGGUGUUGAUUCAGCAGCAACAAGCUAAAAUAAAUGAGCUGGUUAGCAAGGCUCAGGUGGAGACGAUUCAGUCUCUAGCCGGUGAACACAACAUUAGUCUGACAGAGCUAGACAGCAUUCUGCAGCCAAUUAUCGAUACUUGUACUAAAGAUAGCAUAUCUGCUGGCAAGGGCUGGAUUUUGCAACAUGCCACAUCUCAUGAUGCGGGGAAAGUCAUAUCGCAGCACCUGUUGCGCAAAGUGACUCAGCCGGGGGCUGCGUUCACGCAGAAGCUCCACAUCAUUUACCUUGUCAAUGAUGUGCUGCACCAUUGUGCACGCAAAAACGCAGAAGAUCUCAAGAAAAAUUUGGAAAAUGUGGUGGUACCAAUGUUUUGCAAUGCCAGUAUAGCGGUGACGGAGGAUCAGGAGGCUAAGUUAAAUAAGCUGCUCCGGCUGUGGGAGUCCAAGUCUAACUAUUUCGAGACGGCGGUCAUUGAGAAGAUGAAGAGUCCGACCAGCAGCUACCAGGAAUACCAGAACAAUCUGGUGGCGCAACACUCGGGCGCCAUCGCCCAUCUCGCGCAGCAAACCAAAUCAACGUUCGAAAAUUACCAAACCCAGCACCAAGCGUUCGUGGCGCAUACAAUGCAACAGAUACAGCAACUAGAAAUGCAAAAACACGCAUUGGAAUUACAACAGCAGAACAACCACGAACAAAACGAUAACCAACAGAAUAACAUACAGAAUAAUUUCCAAAACAGUUUCAACGAUCAAAGCUUCAACUCAUCGAAUUAUGAUAAAAAUUUCAACACGACAACUCAGCAGCUAUACGGUAGCGAGAGCGGUGAUAAUUAUGCUUCCAAUAAUAGCUUAAGUGGGAACGAGAACAGCUAUGACAGUCAGAUAUUCGAUCAGAUGAAAAAUCAGAAUAACUCUGAAGCUGAGGAUGUUGACUUGUCAAAUCUGCCAAAUGUGAACUUCUCGCAGCCGCCUCCUGGCUUCGAGCCCGAGCCGCCGCUCGCAUUCCAGAACGGUCUUCCAGAUCUUACCAAGCCCCCGCCGGGCUUUCCCCCCUUCCAUGACGUCAACAACGAGGAGUUGAUGCCUUCUGUACCCUAUUUUGAAUUACCGGCCGGGUUAAUGGUUCCACUCAUUAUGUUAGAAGAAGACCAGUACCGGCCGCUGGACCCGGCAACCAUCCGCCUCCCGCCGCCCGCGCCGCCCAACGACCGCCUGCUGGCCGCCGUCGACGCCUUCUACGCCUCGCCCAACCACGAGCGGCCCCGGGACAAUGAGGGCUGGGAGAAACUAGGUCUUUAUGAAUAUUACAAAGCGAAGAACGCAGCAAGAAAAAAGAAAGAGGAAGCCAUUGCUCAGGGUAACCGACAGAAGUCAAGAACUCCGUCACCCAUACCAAAGGAUCUGCAGAAACAACCAUCACCGCCCGGUAGAAGAUACAGGUCAAAGAGUAAAACGCCAGAAAAGCCAUCCCCAGUGAAGUCAAAAUCGCGGUCACCCUCGCCGAGACGGCGCUCAACAGCGUGGAGAAGAGAGCGAGACAGUCGCAGAAGAUCGCGGUCCCGGUCGCGGUCCCGGUCGCGCAGCCGCUCGCGGUCUCGCUCGCGCUCGCGAGACCGCCGCGAGCACCGCGAGUCGCCGCGCACGCGCCGCGUCGAGCGGAGUCGGUCGCCAACGCCACCUAGCUUCCUGGGUUCAGGUUCACCGUUGGUGGCGUCGUCGAGCGGGCUGGACGCGAGCAACAAGGGGCACCAGCUGCUGCAGAAGAUGGGCUGGAGCGCGGGCGGGCUCGGCGCCGCGGGGCAGGGCAUCGCGGAGCCCAUCAGCGGCGGACAAGUGCGGGACAAGCAGGACCAGUACAAAGGUGUUGGUGUUAAUUUAAACGAUCCGUAUGAAAACUUCAGAAAGAACAAAGGUGCAGCAUUUAUCACAAGAAUGAAAGAAAGAGCACUGGAGCGCUCGUCAUGAUCAGUGUAGGCUCGAGUAGAUGUAUAUUAUGUGUACAAUGAAAUUGUGUGGUUGGGAUAUGAUUUAUUUUAUCUAAAUCAUCUUUAAAAUAAAUUUUAUGAAUUUUA
Molecule: messenger RNA, 2818 nt
Organism: Cydia amplana
Lineage: Eukaryota; Metazoa; Arthropoda; Insecta; Lepidoptera; Tortricidae
Gene: scaf6
Product: calcium homeostasis endoplasmic reticulum protein
Exons: 14
Coding region: 264-2711 (815 amino acids)
Biological process (GO): intracellular calcium ion homeostasis; RNA processing
Cellular component (GO): perinuclear region of cytoplasm
Molecular function (GO): RNA binding
Source: RefSeq, a predicted model, not a curated record